Alligator sinensis (Chinese alligator) is the source of this 470-nucleotide messenger RNA. Its product is annotated as guanine nucleotide-binding protein G(olf) subunit alpha-like. Gene Ontology annotation, cellular component: heterotrimeric G-protein complex. Gene Ontology annotation, biological process: adenylate cyclase-modulating G protein-coupled receptor signaling pathway. Lineage: Eukaryota; Metazoa; Chordata; Crocodylia; Alligatoridae. The transcript has 5 exons. Gene Ontology annotation, molecular function: GTPase activity; G protein-coupled receptor binding; G-protein beta/gamma-subunit complex binding. The record is from RefSeq and is a predicted model, not a curated record. Bases 174 to 422 code for a protein of 82 amino acids.
AGAGACCCUGGGAAAAGCUGCGGCUGGAGGAGCGCGAGGCGGAGAAGGAAGCGAGGAAAGUCAGCAAGAGCAUCGACCGCGCGCUCAAGGAGCAGAAGCGGGAGUACAAGCAGACGCACCGCCUGCUGCUGCUCGGGGCUGGUGAGUCAGGGAAAAGCACUAUCGUGAAACAGAUGAGGAUCCUGCAUGUCAAUGGAUUUAAUUCAGAAGAAAAGAAACAGAAAAUACUGGAUAUUCGGAAAAAUGUUAAAGAUGCUAUUGUGACUAUAGUUUCAGCUAUGAGCACUUUAAUACCCCCAGUUCCAUUGGCCAACCCAGAAAACCAAUUUCGAAUGGACUACAUCAAGAGUAUAGCUCCACUUUCUGACUUUGACUAUACACAGAUCAGAAGUCUCUGCUACCCAGGUGGUCCCCAAGGGUGAAAUCUCCAUCUCCAUUUAUGGUACAGAUGCAUCACUCUAGUGGCAGAU